ACACUUUUGAAACUGUUUUGACACUCUAUGGUGUAUUUCCCAUUAAAUUAAUAUUUCCAAAAAAUUAAAUGGAUUGUAUACUUUCGAAUGAUGAGUUGUAUAUAUAACAAAAAUUUAGUGUUGCCAGUUAUAAAUCAACAUGAAUCACUGGAGGAGAAAAAUUUGAACAUAAUUAUAAUUAGUGGACAAGAUUCAUUGAAAAUAAAAAUUAGGGAUCCCUCGGAAUACACAUUCAAUUACAGUGAAAAUAUUGAUCUCGGGAAUUACGAAUUAAUGAGACUUAAACAAAAUUUGGAUAUAAAUUUUAAUGAAUUCAAAACUAAUUUAUUGGAAAUGUUAACGCAACUGCAAAAAAGGGAAAUGUUUUUACGAUGCGAAACCUCGGACCAACUUUGUACCAUGGUAUUUUUCAAUAAAUCAAAAAUUAAGUCAAUUAUCUACCUCACUGUAGAAUUACAUGCAGCAAAUCAGAAGGAAGUUUUAGAUGAAAUGAUCAAUAAUUUACAAUGUGUUAAGGAUUCAAAUGAAAAACUUCAAUUACAAAUGUCCUGCAUGAAAAAAUCAAUAGUCGAUAAGGAUAAGGAAAUAAAGCAUCUUAAUACUAUCAAAUAUAAUAUGGAAAAAAAUUUUCAUGGUAUUAUAAAUGAAGUUGAAGAACUGAUUAGCACUAAAGCAAGAGAGGUUGAAUGUCUUCUCCUAAGGCGAAUCAAAUUUGUAGCUGAUAGAAUCAUUAAAAUACUUAAUAAUGUAAAUAGUUUACAACAUGAUACACAUUUAAGGAUCAAUUCUACUACAAGUCUAUUAAAAAAUAUGGAACGAUUAAAAAUAGAGAAUAGAGAGAACUUAACAUCAAUAGAACAUUUAAGGGAAGAAAAUAAUAUUUUACAAGCGGCAAAACUAAACUUGGAAAAAAAUUUGACUAGUAUGAGGAAUGUCUUGACUGAAAGAGAAAUUAUGAAUAGAGAACUUCAAAAUAAAAAUGAAGAGUUACAGUCAGAUAUGGAAAAAGCAACUAUUGUACUUGCUCAAAAAAAGAGCACUGUUGAUGAGUUAACCAAAGACUUAGUUCAAGCAAAUCAAAUGUUGGUUAAUUUCAAUCACCAUUAUGAUAUUAAAGUGAAAGAACUGGAAAAUAUGCAAGCACAUCUUAUUAAUAAAAACCGACAGAUAGAGGAAGAAAGAGCUAAACAUUUUGAACUUCAAGGGCAAUUUGAAAACUAUAAAAUAAAGUAUAAUGAAGAAAUUCAAGAAAAUAUGAAAAGAGAUUUAUGCAUGGCACAUAAUAAAAUUGAAGAAUUAGAGCAGGCACUAAGAAAAGCCAACAAAAUUAAUGCCCUAUUAUCCGAGAAAGUGAACAAAAUAACAAGAUAGAUGUAAUUAUCCAAACAAUUUCAUAAGUAUAAAUAACUUAUAUAUAUUCCAGUUUACUAUUAUUGUAAGAUGUUAAGUUUUCAAUUAUUAUAUUUUUAAUAUUAUUUUAUGGAAUAAAAUACUUAUUUUUGUAU
This is a messenger RNA of Diorhabda sublineata, 1505 nucleotides long. RefSeq lists its product as uncharacterized. The coding region runs from base 88 to 1371 and encodes 427 amino acids. Lineage: Eukaryota; Metazoa; Arthropoda; Insecta; Coleoptera; Chrysomelidae. The transcript is spliced from 8 exons. The record is from RefSeq and is a predicted model, not a curated record.